CUUAUCGCGGAGAUCCUUGGGCAGUACCCAGAGGCAUCUACCUCUUCCCUGUUGGGGACUGGGCCGGUCUCGGAGCUCUCCUUGGAAAGCAAGACCACUAUCUAUAUCGUUGAGGGCAACAUCCCCGUCCUGUUCAAACUGCAUGGCUCGACCUUGCUAUACCCUACAGUAUUCGGGCUCAAUCGUACACAGGGAUUGACAACAGUCCGCUAUAUA
Molecule: messenger RNA, 216 nt
Organism: Perkinsus marinus ATCC 50983
Lineage: Eukaryota; Perkinsozoa; Perkinsida; Perkinsidae
Exons: 1
Source: RefSeq, a predicted model, not a curated record